AUGUUGCAGGAGGAGCUUAAUCAACAUUUGCAAAAGACGUUGGCGAGAUACCCGCAUGUGGAUAGGUCAGAGUGCGAGGCAUUCUUGGAGGAGCAGCAAGAGUAUUACUUGCGCAAGGCGAAAGAGAUGCGCGCACUCUGCACGACAUUCACGCAGAACCAGCGCACGUUUGUCGGCGCCAUCGACUUCAACCCCGAUGUGGACGUGGCCGCGGCCGCCCUACUGACACAGGAGAUGACGCAGGCCACUUCGAUCAUCCGCACCUUCCUCCACUCGAUUCACCAGCUGGUGCUGCACACCGAGUUCGUCAUUGGCUACAACCUGAUGAACAAAAUGGCUGACCUUGAGAACCAGGAGCGCCAUCUCCACAUCCUGCUCAAGGAGAUCGAGGCCAUUGAGUCGCGAACGAUAUGCGCGACUCCCGCCAUACUGGUGUAUGCGCGCCAGCCAUUCCCCGGCAUCCUUAAGCGAUACAAGCAGAUCCCAGCCGACGAGAUGGUCAUUGAGAUGCUCACAACAUCCAGCUUCCCCUACACCUAUGGCAAGCUGCGAAUUCAUCACUUGACCGAUCAGGCCACUCAAUAUCAUCACGAUCACAAGUUGCAACCCAAGGAUCAUGUUGCGACAGAGACUGGCUCAUCCGCGACCAUCACAUCAACUUCGACCUCGACAUCGACCUCAACAUCAUCACAACAACAACAACAACAACAUCAACAACAAAAGAUGACACAUCAAUCGAAUCAGAAGAACAACUUGUUUGAACAACAAUCAUUCGAUAUACAGUUGGAGGGCGGACGAUUCUUGGCCAAGGUGCCCAUCAAGCUUAUGCAUGGCACAACACAGUUCUCAUCACUGUUCUUCUCGCUCAAUCUGAUACACAGGAACACAAGACAGGAAGUUCACAUCCAGUCAGCACCCUCUGAUAAGUUCAUCUCCUUUGUCAACGAUUCACAAUGGGUCCAGUACUUUAGUCUAUUACUCAAAGAAGAGAUAUACGUUCUGGAAAAGGAUAAAUACCUGUUUGAGAGCGCAUCACAUGCUCGCAUAUUGGAUAUCCUCGAGAAGUACUUCCAUCUAUGUUUAAAGAUUUACAAACGAACGACAUCCAGUCAUCGUCCACUACCAAAGGAUGCCAUGAAGGCACUGUUAAACAGAAUAUCAGAGAACAGACUGACACUUGAACAAUAUGAUAAGUUUAUGUCAUUACUCUCUCCAUCUCUCAAAGUGAUCAAGUACCAACGACACGCUAUACAACUCUGGAAUCAAGGUCUGAUAUUCUACUUUAUAGACAAGGAGGAAGAGUUGAACUAUUUAAUGAACAAGGAGGAUAGGUUUAUGCUUCAGUUCAGCAUGGAUCUGCCUUAUUGUUGGAUACUCAAGUAUUGGAAGGAAGGCGAGAUAUGUGAGAGGGUGGUCGAUAUGAAGGUGCACCUGGCGGGUGACCGUGCCAACAAGUCGGUGGUCAGCUACAUCGAUGCCAACAUGGGCGCAUUCAACGAGAUGUGUCAAUACGACUUCAAGCAGAACACGAUCUGCUUUGUCAACAAGGACGAGACGCUGAAUCAGGUCAAGAGUUCACAGUCGUAG
Molecule: messenger RNA, 1587 nt
Organism: Acytostelium subglobosum LB1
Lineage: Eukaryota; Evosea; Eumycetozoa; Acytosteliales; Acytosteliaceae
Exons: 4
Coding region: 1-1587 (528 amino acids)
Biological process (GO): regulation of DNA-templated transcription
Molecular function (GO): DNA-binding transcription factor activity; DNA binding
Source: RefSeq, a predicted model, not a curated record